AAAAAAGAGAGACAACUGGGAUUUCCCGACUACCCAAAUUCGAUAAAGUGCCUAUGGUGGUCUAAGACAACGCAUGAAGCUGUAUACCUUGUUCCAAAUGGAUGUCUGUUCAGAUUCUUCUUCUACAUCGUGCUGUGUAGCUUGUUUAGUAGUUGAAUGAUAUAUCUACUCUCAACUUCUUGCUUGCCCGAAAUAGGUCGCCCCAUAGAACGAGCUGCCUCUCUACUACUGACGAAUCAAUGUCUGUGUCAUCAAAUAUUUUUGUAACACCAGGAUCUCCACGUUUGGCAUUUGUUAUCAUAAUUUUUGUAUCCUCGCACUUGUCAGUUUUAUUCUUUGCUACAAUUUUGCGCAAAAGAACCUUCUCCAAAUUCAGCAUCAGGAAGAGUCGCCAGUAAAAAGCAGGUGUAAGAACUAAAUCUUGUUCUGUGUCCUUUGAUACCUCCCUGUUGUUCAGCUUGACCUACAAUUCGAUUGAGUAACGUAUAUACUUUGGCGGAUCUUCAUCAUAUGUCCUCCCUGCAUCCCGGUCAGUAAGCUGACACGAGCCAAGCUUGUCUGCGUCCACUUGGAUUUAUUGCUGACUGGA
Molecule: messenger RNA, 589 nt
Organism: Hyaloscypha bicolor E
Lineage: Eukaryota; Fungi; Ascomycota; Leotiomycetes; Helotiales; Hyaloscyphaceae
Exons: 2
Coding region: 240-398 (52 amino acids)
Source: RefSeq, a predicted model, not a curated record